This is a messenger RNA of Haliotis rufescens (red abalone), 1289 nucleotides long. Its product is annotated as sialin-like. Gene Ontology annotation, molecular function: transmembrane transporter activity. The record is from RefSeq and is a predicted model, not a curated record. The coding region runs from base 22 to 453 and encodes 143 amino acids. Lineage: Eukaryota; Metazoa; Mollusca; Gastropoda; Lepetellida; Haliotidae. The transcript is spliced from 3 exons. Gene Ontology annotation, biological process: monoatomic anion transport.
UGUGACAACACAAGGAAGCUCAUGAAUUCUCUAGCUUGCGCUGUACCGGCAGUCCUGAUGAUCACAUUGGCAAAGCUCGACUGUAGAAGUCAGAUACCCGCAGUCGCAUUGCUCUGUGUAGCAGGGGCAUUGAGUGGACUGUCCUUCUCUGGAGGGUUUUUGGUGACCUUUGUAGAGAUCGCCCUUGCCCAUUCUGCAAUUCUCUUCGCCGUGUCUAACACCAUUGCCAGUAUACCAGGGAUAGUGGCGCCCUAUGUUGUGUCACUACUGACCCCUACAGGUUCCCAGAGUGAGUGGCAGUCUGCGUUCUACGUAGCAGCGGCUUUGCUGCUCAUGUCAACCAUUGUCUUCCUGUUUUCUACGACCACCCCACAACCCUGGGCUCUACCUCCUGUUGACGAUACAACCACAGUGGACAGUCUUACUGAGGAUCGCACUGAAGAUAAAUUAUAACCCUGGAGAAUCCUUUGAUAUUUCUGUAGUUACAGUAUAUUAGAUAUCUCCAAACGAUUUUGAAACCUGAACAACCAUCGUAGCAACAUCAAAGCAUUUGACUGGCACAGAAACCCUGUGCAGAAUAUUUAAUUAAAUUCAGUGAAACAGCACCUGCUCCGAUCACGAUUUCUAUUCAAACCUCAUCUUCUGGGAGCUUUGUUUAGGUUGAACCUAUAUUUAUUUUCCUGAUUCAACUAGAUAACUGCAAGUGUAUCCCAUCAUAUAAUUUCAUGGUUAUAAAUAAACCAUCAUUUAUUCCAAUGUUCAUGCUUUCAUAUGCACUAUUUAUGUACUAUUUUUUAUAAUUUUAAACUUCAUUAAUUUUGAACUUAAAUGCUCAGAAAUAUGUGAACGAGUGAAAGACGUGGGAAGUCUGCAUUAUGAAACGAUGUUUUAGUCGCACUCACAAAUAUUCCAGAUAUAUGGCGGCGGAUUGUAAAGAAUCGAGUCUGGACCAGACAAUCCAGUGAUUGACAUGAUAGGCAGCGGUCUACGCAACUGGCAUAUGCGAAUCAAGUCAGCGAGCCUGGCCACCAGAUCCCGUUAGUCGUCUCUUACAAGCAUGAGUUGCCGAAGACCACUUCUAACACUUUUCUUCUCGGGUCCAAUUGGACUGGAUGCACAGGACUCGACACGUUCUAACAGCCUCAAUACUGAUACGAGGGAUGCUGAACAUCCGUUGUCAUAUUUGCAUCCAACUCGACGAUAGUCAAGUGGAUUUUGUUUUGUUUGUUUGUUGUUAAAGCGUUUAGUUUGUAAAUUUCACAAUCACAGAAUAUUAAAUGGUUUAUUUA